This is a messenger RNA of Lachancea lanzarotensis, 1353 nucleotides long. It is a transcript of the gene NPL6, whose product is annotated as LALA0S02e02872g1_1. The record is from RefSeq and is a predicted model, not a curated record. The transcript has a single exon. Lineage: Eukaryota; Fungi; Ascomycota; Saccharomycetes; Saccharomycetales; Saccharomycetaceae. Gene Ontology annotation, molecular function: chromatin DNA binding. Gene Ontology annotation, cellular component: nucleus. Bases 1 to 1353 code for a protein of 450 amino acids.
AUGGCUGGCACCUCGCCUUCAAGAGUAGCAAAGUCUACUUCCGGCAGAAGAUCAACGUCGGCAACCAACAAAGUGAAAUACUCGAUGGACGAAGAAGAUGCAGAUGUGAAAGAUGACGAAAAUGAUGAAGACUACAACGAAGACGCACCCGAUGAAGAAGACAACGAGGACGAAAACCUUGAACUAGAUGAUGAUGAAAAUGUCAAGGAAACGGCGAACGGUAGUCGCCAGGCUUCUCAGGAUCCGGGAUUGGGCUCAUCUCGACCCACGGGACAGUCCAGACGGGGAAGACCACCCAAACGUAAGAAUACUGCAGUCGACACAACGUUACCGAUCAUUGAUAACUCCAAACUAGAAAACGACACCAACGGCAGUAACGGUGGGCCUAAACGGCCACAUUUGUCUUUCCCUGUGGAUGAAAAUGGAGAUCCUAUACCUGUGGUCAACGAUGAAUACACACUUGCUGACGACGUUGAAGGCGACACCAAAAUCAACAGAGACGGCGAUUUGCUGGGUGGACGCCAGUUUUUGGUAAGGACUUUUACGCUCUCUUCACGAGGCGAGCGGAAAUACAUGCUCUCGACAGAACCGGCUCGAGCUGUUGGGUUUAGAGACUCGUAUUUGUUUUUCCAGUACCACCCUAACCUGUACAAACUGACAAUAUCUCAGGACGAAAGAAAUGACCUGAUUCAUCGCGGCAUCAUACCUUACUCGUACAGAACACGCACAAUUACUUUAGUCACGGCAAGAGGAGUUUUCAAGGAAUUUGGAGCCAAAAUUAUAGUUGAUGGGAAAAACAUCACCGACGACUACUACGGUCAGAGAUUACGUGACGAGGGCCGUGUUGUGGAGGGAUCGUAUGCACGAGAGCCUCCUGCCUCUUUUAGGGGUGGUGCUAAUGGAUUAGCAUUCUCACGUUCCAACUUCAACCCUGCAAAAAACGCUGUUGAUUUCUUCGACAAACGCAACCACAACAUCGCACCGGGUAGCAACAUUAGCUCUACCAAUUGGCUGUAUCAGCACGCUGCAGCGUGUAGCAGGUUUAACAGCGAUUUGUUCUACGAUCGUGAAAGAGUGCUUCUGAUCGAGCACCAGGGAUUGCGCGAUCCUUACACCAACACCUUACACCUUCCACAAUCCACGCAAUCCACACAUGUGCUGCGGUACGUGCAAGACACGACUAAAAAGCCUGCCGACGGCGGUGUGGUCUACGAAACCGUCGUAGCGGACAAAGAUUUAACAAGAAGAUGCAUUGGAAUCAAAGAUGUGCCACUCGACAUAUUCGAAGACGUGGUAGACGACGAUAUCAAGCUGGCAAUUCUCGAACAGCAGCAGUUCGAGCAGAACGCUUGA